AUGCCUACAGAUCUCUGUCCCGUCUACGCGCCUUUCUUCGGUGCUCUGGGCUGCACAUCCGCCAUCGUCUUCACAUGUUUGGGCGCUGCUUAUGGAACCGCCAAAGCCGGCGUGGGUAUCUGCGCCACGUCCGUCUUGCGGCCUGAUCUGAUUGUCAAGAAUAUCGUCCCCGUUGUCAUGGCUGGUAUCAUUGGUAUUUACGGCUUAGUCGUAGCGGUACUCAUUGCCAACGAACUGCAUCAAGAUCUUCCCCUGUAUACUGGAUUUAUUCAGUUGGGUGCAGGACUAUCUGUCGGUCUGGCUGGUCUGGCAGCUGGCUUUGCCAUUGGUAUCGUCGGAGAUGCUGGUAUCCGCGGAACUGCCCAACAAGGCAGACUUUUCGUCGCCAUGAUCUUGAUUCUCAUUUUCGCUGAAGUUUUGGGUCUGUAUGGCCUCAUCGUGGCUCUCCUCAUGAACUCUCGUGCCAGCAUUGAAGCCACCUGCUAA
This is a messenger RNA of Paracoccidioides brasiliensis Pb18, 486 nucleotides long. Its product is annotated as V-type proton ATPase proteolipid subunit. The transcript has 6 exons. Bases 1 to 486 code for a protein of 161 amino acids. The record is from RefSeq and is a predicted model, not a curated record. Gene Ontology annotation, molecular function: proton-transporting ATPase activity, rotational mechanism. Gene Ontology annotation, biological process: proton transmembrane transport. Gene Ontology annotation, cellular component: proton-transporting V-type ATPase, V0 domain.